Trichomonas vaginalis G3 is the source of this 612-nucleotide messenger RNA. Its product is annotated as leucine zipper transcription factor like family. The transcript has a single exon. Gene Ontology annotation, biological process: negative regulation of protein localization to cilium. The record is from RefSeq and is a predicted model, not a curated record. Gene Ontology annotation, cellular component: cytoplasm. The coding region runs from base 1 to 612 and encodes 203 amino acids. NCBI's taxonomy places the organism in Eukaryota, Parabasalia, Trichomonadida, Trichomonadidae.
AUGAGUUCUCAACUAAAUACAGUUCAUCUUGAGCAAAUAAUCAGCUAUCUUCAAUUUGCAGAUAAAAUGCGUAAACACAUUUUAUCAGAAGUUAAAGAAGAAAUCGCAGAUCACGUUGAUUCAAGAGUUGAUGAUAGUGAAACAUAUACUGGCUCAGAAAUCUGCGAUGCUCUAGAAGAUUUACCAGAUCUCUUAGAUACAAUGCUAGAUCGUGAACUUGAACAUCAAAGAGAUGUCUCUGUUUUCCUGAUCCAAAAAAUUUUCGAACAGUAUCGCCAAUUGGAUAUGGAAAUAUCAUUAAAGGUCCCAAUGCUUGAAAACGAGAAAGAUAUUAAGAGUUCUCAUGCACUUUGUGAAGAUUUGACAACAAAACCAGCAGAAACACUUAAAUCAGCUCCAUUGCCACCAAAAGAUGCCAAGAGAGUGGGAGAGAAGCUUAAAGAAAUGAAAUCGCAAUCAAAAUCAAAAGAUCCAAAAUCAAUUUUAGAAGAAAACCUCAGACUUAAAAAACAAAUACAAGAUGAAAUGAAUGCAUUCCCUCAAUACAAGAAGCUCCAAGAAAUGAUUCACGAGCGCGAAAUCGAAUUAAAUGGCUUGAAAGCUUGUUUGUAA